AUGACCAUACCCGACGAUCCGCCCUCCAGGCCUGCCGAGCCUGAGGCGCACGAGUCGACUCCCUCUACCCCCCCGACGCCCGAGGAUGCAGUCGAGCUCAAGAUGUCCCGCAAACGCGAGCGAGAGGUGUCCCAGGAGCCCUCGACGCCUCAGGCUGCGGCCAUCGAAAUCGACGGCGAGCGUGCAGAACACAGGGAGCGACGGACCCCUGCCAAGAAGAACCGCGUCAGUGCCCAGCUGGACACUACGCAGGAAGAGGACGAGGAACUUGUGUCGAGCUGCUCUCCGCCGCAUGAGACGAAGAUCCGGCAAAUCAGCCAGGGCGUGGAGGACCUCACCUGGCAGACCAUGCGCAAGGACCAGAUGCAGCAAGAAGAUGAUCACCCUCCUGCAGAGCCCCCAUCACGCGCAGAAGGCCAACAAGAAAUACAACAGGAGAACUCGGGGCUGAUUGAGGCCAAGGUCGCGGGCGGAGAGAAUGUAGCAGUCCCUCCGGCGCUGUUGCAAGGAGAGAAUCCGCCCAUAAUAACUGACGAUGCUGGUGUAGACGAACAUAGCGGGCAGGCUGAUCCCGCCGAACAGCCUCCAGAAGCCCAACUAUCCGACGUAGAGAAGCAUACAAACACCGACGUGGGUCCUGAGGAGCCGGUGGCGUCGGCCGCGCCGCCUGCGGACAUAUCUCCUGCCCAUUCCCGCCGUGGUUCCGACUCGGACAUGGAUCAAGAAAAAGGCCUGAAGCGAAAGCUGGCAGAUCGAAGUGUCAGCGAGCGCCUCGUUCCUGGUGAAAUAGUCCCAGCGAGGAACGGGGUCGUCCCCGAGAUGGGGAAGGCUAAACGACUAAGAGACGACUCUGAUAAGGACGACAACCCUCGGCUCACAAAGCGUCCCACACCACCACCUGAGGAUGAGGUCGAUAAGACCGGGGCACCGGGGUCUGCGGCUCCGAAGCAGACGACUCCCCCGAGUUCAACCACCAACACGCCUAAACUGGGCGGCUUCAUGGCGUACGCGUCCACGAGCUCCCCCUUUGCAUCCGUAUCUGGCCCAAGCGUGUUCGGGUCAAAGUCCCCGUCGUCGUCGACCUGGGCGAGCACCAGCACCUCACCGCAUCCGAGCCCCAGCGUUACUGCUUCGCCGUUUUCCAGUGCCGCAAACGCUGCGUUCCUGAGCAAGUCGCCCCCAUCGCAGCCUCUAUCACAGUCGUCGUCGCUCAACCAGCUCUCGCCGCCGUGCGCACCGGUCCCGCACAAGCGGACCGGGUUUGAGGCGUUCGCGUCGACGACGUCCCCGUUUGCGAGUGCGGCGAAGCGGCCAAAGUCCCCUCCGCCACCGGGAUUCGGGAGCUUCUCGCGGAGCCGGUCUCCGUCGCGCACACCGGCGCGAGCGAGCAAUGCGUUUUCGGCGUAUGCGGCGGGCGGGGCGCAGAGCUUCGUGACACAUACGCCGAAGCGAGGGAGUCCGGCGCUCGGGGACGCGUCGGGUGCGGGUGCGGGUGCGGGGAAGGGCGCCGUGGGUCUGGGCAUUCUGGAUGCGGGGACGAAGCAGGAGAGCGAGGGUGAGGAGGAUGGCGGUGUGGUUGGGAAUGGGGGUGGGACGUUUGGAGAGCGGCUGAGGGCGCAGAAGGACGAUGAGGAGGGGAGCGAUGAGGAGCGGCGGGUGGCGUUGACUGAACAAGAGGUGCUGACCGGAGAGGAGGAGGAGGAGACGGUGUACCAGGUGCGAGGGAAGCUGUUUUCGCUGAGCUCGCAGAACCAGUGGAAGGAGCGGGGGACGGGUACGAUUCGGCUGAACGUGCGGCGGGCGGACGGGUCUGGUGCGCGAUUGAUCAUGAGAAAGGAAGCGGUGUACACGGUGUUGCUGAACGCGACGCUGUUCAAGGGGAUGAGGUGCUUUUUGGCGCAGGAUCCACGCUACCUGCGGUUCAGCGUGUUUGAGGGGGGCAGCACGACACACUAUAAUCUGAGGGUGCAGAGUGCGAAGAUUGCGGACGAGCUGCUAGAGGAGAUCAACUCGCACAUUCCAAGCGAGUAG
Molecule: messenger RNA, 2031 nt
Organism: Fibroporia radiculosa
Lineage: Eukaryota; Fungi; Basidiomycota; Agaricomycetes; Polyporales; Fibroporiaceae
Exons: 7
Coding region: 1-2031 (676 amino acids)
Biological process (GO): intracellular transport
Cellular component (GO): nuclear pore; cytoplasm
Molecular function (GO): GTPase activator activity
Source: RefSeq, a predicted model, not a curated record